Molecule: messenger RNA, 4540 nt
Organism: Saprolegnia diclina VS20
Lineage: Eukaryota; Oomycota; Saprolegniomycetes; Saprolegniales; Saprolegniaceae
Exons: 16
Coding region: 22-4500 (1492 amino acids)
Biological process (GO): mitotic spindle organization; microtubule-based movement
Molecular function (GO): microtubule motor activity; microtubule binding; ATP binding
Source: RefSeq, a predicted model, not a curated record
GGGACAAAGACCGGGUUCGCCAUGAGCAGCGCAACGGGCGGCGCUCCGCGGGGCGGCCAAUGCGUCGAGGUCGCGGUCCGCGUCCGGCCGUUCCUACCCAAGGAGCUCCUGCGCAGCCCCGAGGGCGUCGGCUCCAUGAGCAUGGACCGGGACCGCCGGGCGAUCGAGAUCGCAACGCCCAACUCGACGGCCCAGUUCUACUUUGACCAUGUCCUUGGGCCCGACUGCUCGCAGGCGCAGAUGUACGAAGAGACGCUGCAGCCCAAGAUCGACCACUUUCUCAAUGGCUUUAACAUCACCGUCUUGGGCUACGGGCAGACGGCCAGCGGCAAGUCCCACACGAUCGGGAGCGGUCUGAGCAACCAAGACGAAGACGAGUGGGGCCUGCUCCCGCGCAUGCUCCACGACGUCUUUGCGCGCAUUGCGAUCGAAGACGAAGCCACCGUGUCGGUCUCGUUUCUCGAGAUCUACGGCGAAGACAUCCACGAUCUGCUUCUGCCGCUCACGACCUCGAAAAAGGCCGUCAAGCACGCGUUGCACUUGCGCCAAGAUCGCUCCGGCGUCUUUGUCCAAGGCGCGCGCGAGGUGACUGUCACGACGCCCGAAGAUGCACUCGAACAGCUCCGUGUCGGCUGCUUGACGCGCAUCACGGGCAGCACCGAGAUGAACGACGUCUCAAGUCGGUCCCACGCUGUGUUCACGUUGACGCUCGUGCAGAAGACCAAGCGAGCGACGCCCGAGGACAAGUCGUUUGUCGACACAAUGACAACCAUCUCCAAAUUGACGUUUGUCGACUUGGCCGGCAGCGAACGACUCAAAAAGACCUUGGCCGACGGACAACGCAUGAAGGAAGGCAUCCAGAUCAACGUCGGCCUCCUCGCGCUCGGCAACGUCAUCAACGCGCUCGGCGACGAGCAAAACCAAAAGCGCACGGACACGGCCGCGUUCGUACCGUACCGCUCGUCCAAGCUCACGCGCCUGCUCCAAGACGCGCUCGGCGGCAACAGUCGGACGCUCUUUGUAGCCUGCGUGUCGCCCGCCACGUCGAACGCUGCCGAGAGUCUCAACACGCUGCAGUACGCCAACCGGGCCCGCAACAUUCAGAACAAGGCGGUCAAAAACCUCGACCCGCGGUCGGCGGAGCUCACGAGCCUGCAUGCGUACAUUGGCGUGCUCCAGCGGGAGCUCGUCAAGACGCUGUAUGUGGACCCGAACGCACCGGACCGCGCGGCCAAGAUUGAGUUGCUCCUGCAAGACGCCAAGAUUCAGCACUUUCUCAAGCAGCUCCAGUUGAACGCGAGCGACGGCGUGUUUGCACCGACCGCGCUGCUGACGCAUGCGGCGUCACGGGUGUCGCACGGGCAGGGCGACGAGCCGCACGAGGAUACGACGAGCGACGACGAUGACGACGACGACGGUGUCGACCCGACCGUGAUUCCCGGUAUUUUGAGCAUCCUCGAGUGCUGUCUCGAGAAGGAGGCGGUCUUGUCGGACUACAAGCAAGCGAAAGUGGACAUUCAGUGCCAAAUGCAAGCGUGGCAGCUCAAGAAGCGGCGCGAGACGGCGCGCUGGAACACGCUGCGCCAGCAAGCCAAACCGCUCGAAGCGCAAGUCAAAUCCAACGCGGUCGAGACGUGGAUGCAGCAGCUGAACGCGCUUCAGCAGGAAAAGCUGAGCAACACCAACAGCGCCAAGGUCGACGAAGCGCUGCGAGAGAUUAGCGCGCAGCUCCAAGCCCACAAGAAGGUCGCAACCGUGCUCGCCUACACCCAAGAACGCGCCCAAGAUGCCCAAGAUCGCGUGCGCGAAGCCGACGCUGAGCUCCAGAAGCUCCAGGAGCGGCUGCACAAGCAAGAGCAGCACUGCAAGUACACGGUCAAGCUCAAGGACAAUGACAUUCAGCGGUACCGUGACUUUCCGCAAGCGUGCGCCAAGUGGAACCACUUGGGUGCGCUCGACUACUUUGCCGACCUCGAGCUGCACUUUGGCGCCGACGCGGUCAAGAAGAUGGUCCGCCAGCUCACGAUUAGCGAGCAGUUGGCGCUCAACUGGCUCGAGCGACAUCCACCGCAUUUGCCCGAAGCGUCGCCGGCCCUUCAAGCUCACAUGGCCCACAUCCUCGACACGAUCCAAACGCGGCUGACGUUUGAAGACACGGAAGCGACGCUGAUGGAGUCGCUGCGAAAGCGCACGACGCUCUUGACGCAGAUGCUCAACCGCGGCGCGUCGAAAGAGGCCCAGGACGACAUUCGCCUCGCGCUGACGCGCAUUGAAAAUGGCAUUCAGCUCGCGAGCGACACGCUGCAGCACAUGGAGUCGGCGACGGACCUCACGCAGCUCGUGCCGACGGACGAAGCGACCGUCCGGGACCUCGUGGCGCAGCUGAUAUUGGCGCUCGAGCACAGCGAGCGCAUGCAAUACCACUUGGCCGACACGCGCAAGCGACCGACCGAAGCGAGCCCGACGCGACUCGGGGCCUCGCUGACGUCGUCGUCGGUCGCGCUCGUCCGCGAAGAGUACGAGCAACAGCUGCAUGCGAUCAAGGUGGCCCACGAGCAAGAAAAGCUCGCGUGGAUCAGCCUGCAAAAGGAGCAAGAGUGCAAUGUGACGCAGACGCAGUGGGACGAGCUGCAGGACGAACUGCGGGACGCGCGCAAGCAAAUUGACGACCUCACGAGCCAAAUCGACGACUUGCAGCGGCGCGAAGUGGCCUUCUCGGCCGUCCACAAAUGCCAAGAACUCAUGGAGGAGCUGGGGCUCCAGGAAGGCGAGCGCGAGAUCCAGAUGAAGGAGCUCGCUAUCAAGUGCCAACAGGACCUCGACCGCCUCCUCGCGAUGAAGCAAGAGAGCCACACGGCGCUGCAGGCGAUUGUGCAGCAAGUGAUGCUCUGCGACAAGGCGCUCGGGACGACGUCGCGCCUCGACUUCCCCGCCAAGAUGCCGCUGACGAUCCAAGUGCAGCAGUGCCAACUCAUUUUGCGCGAUUUGGAAAAGACGAUUGAAGCGCGCGUGCUCUCGCGACUGCGCAACCUCAAGCUUGCGUCGGAGAUGUGCGACGAGCUCCAAAUGGGCACGUCGGUGCCGGUGCCGCUCGGCAUGGAGCGCGCGGUGUGGCUGAGCCUCAUUGACAAGCAGUCGAAGCUCCAGAAGGACAUUGCCGAGACGCUCCAGCGCUUCCAUGGCGACAUGUGCGUCUUUGCGAUGUUUGAUUCGAUUGGCGAAGAGAAUGCGGACGAGCUCGCGCAGUUGACGAAGCAACUCUUGCUCGAAGGCACGUUGCCGCUCCAUGAGCUCAACAUGCAAGAAGACAUGACGCUGCUGGAGCUCCUCCAGCAAAUGAAGGACUCGCGAUGCCGCGACUUGGAAAUGUGCAUGCACAAGACGCGCGACUUGUAUCUCGAGCUCCAGUUUACGACGGCCGACAUUACGGCCGUGAGCGACGCGGUCGUCGCGACCUUGUCAUUUCCAUUCUCGCCCGAGAACCUCUUGCAGCGCCUCUUCAACACGGGUGGCUCGAUGGACAUUUCCAGCCAAGGCCUCUGCUACAUGCACACGCUCUGCACGAGUCUCGACUUGAUUCGGCAAGCGCGCUUGGAGGUUCAUGACGCGAUCCAUGACAUGUGGUCCAAGGAAGAGGCGCUGUACAACGCGACGGUGACGCAGAGCCCAAAGCUGGCGCAGCUGCCCAUGGCCAAGUCGCCGCCGAAACUCCACCGCCACGACCGCCACGUUACGAAUGCGUCCAUGUCGCGGCUGUGCGAGCAGACGGCGCUCUGGGCGCUGCGCGUGCGGCGCAUUGUGUGCGGCAACUUGCGUCUCCUCGAGGACGAGCUCGACAGCUUUGGCAUUGAAGACGUCCAAGAUCGCAUGGACUUUCUUGUUGGGUCGCGCGACCGGCGGCUCUUUUUGAACGAGCGCAACCUCUUGACGCACUACCACCACGAAGCGCAGCCGUAUGCGACGUCGGACGAAGACCGGCCCGAGACGAUGGACCUGUUGCACUCGCUGGAUCCGUACCACGACAGUCUGGGCGCUGAGCUCGCCAUGGCGCUUCGCCCGACGCUCCUCGACGACCUCCAAAUGGAGUUGGCGUCGUUCCAGGGCGUGCAGACGGUACUCGAAGACGCCAAGGUCCGGCUCGACUCGCUGAGCAGCAUCAUGAAGUGUGUGGCCCAGAUUCGCGAGUACAACAAGAAGAUCAACGAGUUUGAAGCCGCGGCCAGCGACAGCGAUCGGCUCUUGGACCGUCGCGGGAGCUCGCUGCGGCUGCUCGACGAGGAGAAGUUUCGCAAGACGGCGGCCAAGAAAUACCCCCAGUUGGUGCAAAAGGUGCGGGACGAGGUGGACAAGUGGACCAACCAGUCGGAGCGCGGGUUUGAACUCGACAUUCUCGGUGACGACCUCCAAGCGCUCUUGCGCGACACGAUGCAGUACAACACGGAGUUUAUGCACCUGAGCUUGAUGAAGAACACGCGCACCAAGGCCAAGCGGCUCUCGUAAUGCCCUAAUACCAUAGCUUACGAUUCAUAUAUAUAACAUA